UCCAAACUGUAUCAUCUUCGAGGGGGUAAAAUUAAAAUCCCUUCCCUUUUUUCUUUAUAGUAUUCCCCCCUCUCUGGAAUCUUUUUAAUUUCUUUUUGUCCCUUCUUUUUUAAAAAGAGUUGCAUGCACGCAAAGUAUGCUGUGGAAUGCGCCGCGCGAGAGCUUCACCAUGCGGGAGGAGAGGACUUUUUGGGUGAGCGCUGACAGAUGGAAGAAGUGAAAAAGACAGCACCCGGUAUGCAGCGCUCCUGGGUGAUGUUUUGGGGAGCUUUACUCUUCAACUACAGGCUGGCGGACGCCAAGGAGCACGACCCUCGGUCGUCGUCGAACAUGUCUCCGUCCGACUUUCUGGACUCGCUCAUGGGUCGAACGUCAGGCUACGACGCGCGAAUACGACCCAAUUUUAAAGGUCCGCCUGUUAACGUUACCUGCAACAUAUUUAUCAACAGCUUUGGUUCUAUAGCUGAAACUACCAUGACGUGGAAUGACCCCCGGUUGGCGUACAGCAAAUACCCAGACUCCUCUCUGGACCUGGACCCUUCCAUGCUGGACUCCAUUUGGAAGCCUGACCUCUUCUUCGCCAACGAGAAGGGCGCUAAUUUCCACGAUGUCACGACGGACAACAAGCUUUUGAGGAUUUUCAAGGAUGGGAAUGUCCUCUACAGUAUCAGGUUGACCCUUAUCCUCUCCUGCCCGAUGGAUCUGAAAAACUUCCCAAUGGAUGUCCAAACGUGUACAAUGCAACUUGAGAGUUUCGGCUACACCAUGAACGACCUGAUCUUUGAGUGGCUGGAGAAAGGUGCCGUGCAAGUGUCAGAUGGUCUGACACUGCCUCAGUUCAUCAUGAAGGAAGAGAAGGAGCUGGGCUACUGUACCAAACACUACAAUACCGGCAAAUUCACCUGCAUUGAGGUGAAAUUCCAUCUGGAGCGUCAGAUGGGGUACUACCUGAUUCAGAUGUACAUCCCCUCCCUCCUCAUUGUCAUCCUCUCAUGGGUGUCCUUUUGGAUCAACAUGGAUGCCGCCCCUGCCCGAGUGGCACUGGGUAUCACCACUGUGCUCACCAUGACCACGCAAAGCUCUGGCUCUAGAGCUUCUCUUCCAAAGGUCUCCUAUGUGAAAGCCAUUGAUAUCUGGAUGGCGGUGUGUCUGCUCUUUGUAUUUGCGGCAUUACUCGAAUACGCUGGGGUUAAUUUCGUCUCCAGGCAACAGAAGGAGUUUCUCCGCUUGAGGCGAAGACAAAGGAAGAAUCACAAGGAUGAAGACAUGCGUGACGGCCGCUUUAAUUUUACUGGCUAUAACAUGAACCAGUGUCUGCCAACGAAGGACAGCUCAGCUGUUAAGAACGCCGCUCUAGCCCAGAACCCUCAGCCGCCGGUCCCCAAAGACUCGGAAAACAUGAAGAAGAAAUUUGUGGACCGCGCCAAGAGGAUAGACACGAUUUCUCGCGCUGCCUUUCCUCUGGCCUUUCUCAUCUUUAAUGUCUUUUACUGGAUCACCUACAAGAUCAUCAGGCACGAGGACAUCGAGAAAAAGUAACGACUUGUUUCUCGAACUGAGAAAAGAUAGGCAAUGCCAAGGGAUGUUUUUAUCAGGGAUAAUGUUGAGUCUUCGUGAAUCUUGAAGAAAUGUUGUAUGCUGACAAAUACUGAUUUAGGAAUCUGAAGGGGAGAACUCAAGGUUUAGUAGCAUUCCGGUUACGGUGGACCAAAUCUUUUUCUAUCCCAUCUUUGCCUUGAGGUGUUUACAACUAUGGAAACAAAGUAUAAAGUUUGUUAUAUCGUACCGUAGCUUAGUUUGAACCUCAGUUUUCUCCAGAUUGUCACAAUCUUCUAUCAAAGGGAUAUUUUAUAUUGUAAUAUCACGACACUUCCUUUGAAGAUAAUAUAAUUUCACAUGUACAGUCAUGUGAAAAAAAUAGGACAAACAAAUAAAUAUUCAGUACUUUAUUAGGAAAUGUUCACAUAUCAAUGUCUGAUCUUGUUUUUCUUUAUCUCUGGAAAAGUUAUUUAAUCGCAGGUAAACAACUAAAAAUAACAUUGUUUUACCCAUUAAACCAGAUUUAUCAACAAAAAUGCAUAUUCUAACUGAGGAAAAAGUUACGACUAUGUCUACAUCAACUCUGGCUAACUUCAGUCUGGCUUUCAUGUUCGUCUUGGAGAUCAAAGGUUUCCUCCAUGCACACCUCCCAUGAAGGUUAAACUUGUGAAGUUUGUUUUUGAUUGUAGAGGCAUGCAGUUUCACAUCAACAGUUACAAAAGCCUGCUGUAGGUCUCGUGAUGACAAUUUAGGGGAGACUUCUUUUUGCAUCUUGCGGUCUUCUCUUGGGGUGAACUUGCUUGGAUGGCCAGACCUGGGCAUAUUGGCAGUUGUUUUGAAUGACCUCCACUUGCAGACUAUUUUUCGGACAGUGAACUGGCAAAUUUUAUAUUCUUUUGAAAUCCCUUACCAGACUCAUAAGCGUCUACAAUCUUCUUUCUGAAGGCCUCAGACAGCUCCUUUGAUCUCACCAUGGCGUUUUCACUCACUUCAUCAGUCAGUCACUGUUGAAAGUAUUCUGUGUUGAGGAGUGGGGCAAACUUUCUUCAGACUAAUGUCAAAGACUGGUAGAUGGCUACAAAAAGCGUCUCACUGAAGUUAUUUCAGCUAAAGGGGGUAACACUAGCUAUUAUGUGGUGGGGUGUCCUAACUUGUAUAAGCAUUUUUGUUGAUAAAUUUGGUUUAAUGAGUAAAACAAUGUUAUUUUUGUUUACCUACAAUUAAAUCAUUUUCUUUUCCAGAGAUAACGACAAACAAGUUUAGACAUUGCUAUGUGAACAUUUAUUAUUAAAGAACUGAAUAUUUAAUGGGGUGUCCUAUUUUUUUCACGGCUGUAAAAUACUGGAGCCAAGCAAAUCCAACCAUCUUUUACUGAAACGCAUAUCAAAUAUUUCAAGGAACUUCUGAUUAAAAGGGUCUCGCCAGGUAAAAAGUGUUUCUUGGCUACAUAAAUUGUGCUGGCAUCGAGGCGACCGACACAAUUAAAGCGAAACACAACAAAUUACACCGAGAAGAAAGGAUGGAGGGCAUCCAGCAUUUCUUUCCCUAUUGAUCAGUCAACAGACUGCCAAGUCGGAUCCGGCUCCACCCUCUCUGUGCCGCACUGCUGAACCUAUCUUACAGCCUUCCUAAAUUUGAACUCUUUGGUGAUCGUUAGAUUUUUGUAUUUUCCCUGAGCCAAGCUAAGAACACAUGAAUUUCGAACAUCCAAAUUGAAUUCCAUGUGUUUAGAAAGACAUUAAAAAUUCUGUUCACAGGCUGCUCCUAUAUGCUUGCCUUUUUUGAUUCAUGUGUAAAUGUCAACAUUGUGGCAAUGAUGUACAGCGUAUUUUUGUAAGUUUGGGUCUCAGAGAGGAACCAAGUUUCUACUUUGAAUCUUGAACUGGAAAAGUUUAGGAAACCCUGAACAAACUAUUUUGCAGUUUCAAUGACACUGAACUUUCUGACUGUAUCAUAAUCCAAUACAACAUAUCUUGUUUUUGCAGUAUCAGUACAUUGAACUCUUAACUGCAGAAAGGCUUGUGUUAAUUGAAAAACCUUUCAGGUAUUUCUCUAUCCUGCAAUGGCUGUGUACCUUUUGACAUGUUAGAUGGAGGCAUACAGUUCAGUACUCAAGAUAGCUGCGCCAGUGGGUGGAAGGACAACACUGAAACUGCCUAACGUUCAUCUAUAGAACUGCUAAUGGACCUUAAGAACUAUUUCUUUGAAUACUAUUAUUGAAAACGUUUAUUUAUCAGCCUGAACAUCAAUAAACAUGACUGCACUACAUUUGC
Molecule: messenger RNA, 3812 nt
Organism: Corythoichthys intestinalis (scribbled pipefish)
Lineage: Eukaryota; Metazoa; Chordata; Actinopteri; Syngnathiformes; Syngnathidae
Product: glycine receptor subunit alpha-2
Exons: 9
Coding region: 208-1539 (443 amino acids)
Biological process (GO): signal transduction; nervous system process; chloride transmembrane transport
Cellular component (GO): plasma membrane; synapse; neuron projection
Molecular function (GO): transmembrane signaling receptor activity; excitatory extracellular ligand-gated monoatomic ion channel activity; transmitter-gated monoatomic ion channel activity involved in regulation of postsynaptic membrane potential
Source: RefSeq, a predicted model, not a curated record